AUGAGUCCCGCAAAUAUCCCGUUAUGGGCCCGAGACACCGCUAGCGACCUUGAAUCGGUACCCUCGACAUUUUCCAGCUGGGACAAAUGUAUGUCCAAGACUUACUGCAAAUGGCCCGUUAUCGCCGCUAUCAUCGUCGGAUCCGUGAUCCUUUUCGCUGUUUUGGCAUGCGUGAUCAAUUGCGCAUGCUGCGGCUACCAAUGCUGCAAGUGUUGCUGUAGCUGCUGCUGUCCAUCCGGCAGGCGCAGAAAUAAGCAACCCAAGCAACCAAAGCACUUCGAUUCCCCUGCAUAUCACCAGCCUCCGCUGCCGGACGCGAACCCCGUCUACAAAGCACCUCCUGCUCCACCUUCCUAUCGCGGCGCACAACAAACUGCACGAUUCGAUGCGCCCAAGUCUCCCUCUGCUACGGUCGCCACCGCCAAUGAUGAUGCUCUGCCUGAGAUGCCUACUUGGGCGGGCGCCGUCAACAAGCAUGUCGAAGACCCGAAUCACCAUGAUGACGUUGAAAUGGAGCCUUUGAACCUUCCAGACAGAAAGGGCGCUGGAACCCCCGGUGUUGCUUACUCGGAUUACUCGCCGAAUCCGUCCAUGGCCGCUGGAGCCUACAGAGGCUUUGGACCUACGGAUCCCUAUGCGCGACGCUCGCCCGCCCCCGCGGCUGCUUUGGCUGCGACCCAGGAUCCAUAUGGGCGUCGUUCUCCUGGUGUGACAUCUCCCGGUGGGCCUCUGGAUCCAUACGCUAGAAGGUCCCCCGGCCCAGCAGUAGCACUCGCCGCAAGCCAAGACCCAUAUGGCCGCCGCUCACCAGGCGUAGCCACAGCGUUGGCUGCUACACAAGAUCCCUACGGACGACGCUCACCAGGCCUGACAUCGCCCGCAGGACCGCCAAUCCACAAUCCCUACCAACAGUCCUACGACGACCAGUCCAACUACGGCGCCAACCAAUACCACGCCGUCACAUCUCCCUCCCCUGUGGCCGCCUACAAACCCCACACAAACUACAGCCCCGUGCCAAUGUCCUUCACUCCCUCUGCGGAAAUGGAUCACGGCGCAGGCGCCGCUCCUUCGGGCUUUACGCGCCAGCCCUCUUUCGGCUCGAGCCAGUAUCCGCCUACCUAUACCUCUCAGCCUCCUUCCGCGUACAGGGCUUUCUCUCCCUCGUCUGCUUCCCCGCCUCCUUCUUUCCCUGCUCCUUCGCCUUCGGAGUACGCCCCUUAUAACCCCCAUGCCCUAUCCGCACAGCCUGCCCCCGAGCCGGAAUCUAUGAGACCUCCUAGUUUGUUGCAGAGUGGGCCUAAGCCUAAUGCUUCGCACAACUUCUGA
Penicillium nucicola is the source of this 1326-nucleotide messenger RNA. RefSeq lists its product as uncharacterized. The record is from RefSeq and is a predicted model, not a curated record. The transcript has 2 exons. The coding region runs from base 1 to 1326 and encodes 441 amino acids. NCBI's taxonomy places the organism in Eukaryota, Fungi, Ascomycota, Eurotiomycetes, Eurotiales, Aspergillaceae. Gene Ontology annotation, cellular component: cellular bud neck; plasma membrane.